Molecule: messenger RNA, 3516 nt
Organism: Microplitis mediator
Lineage: Eukaryota; Metazoa; Arthropoda; Insecta; Hymenoptera; Braconidae
Gene: Mob4
Product: MOB kinase activator-like 4
Exons: 3
Coding region: 47-790 (247 amino acids)
Cellular component (GO): cytoplasm
Source: RefSeq, a predicted model, not a curated record
AUCGAGGCUGGUUUUUCACAGCAUCCAUGCGCAGCAAAGAAAGAUAAUGCUCGACGUAAGUCGAGUAAGUGCACCAACAAAUUCGGAAACAACAACCGAGACACCGGAGGAAACACCUGAAAAAAUGAAGAUGGCAGAUGGUUCAGCAAUAAUACGACGAAACAGGCCCGGUACCAAAGCCAAGGAUUUUUGCCGAUGGCCUGAUGAACCUUUCGAAGAAAUGGACAGCACACUUGCUGUCCAACAGUACAUACAGCAAAUGAUCAGACGAGAUCCAACCAACAUAGACCUAAUCCUCAGUAUGCCUGAUGCCCAAGACGAGGGUGUGUGGAAGUACGAGCAUCUGAGACAAUUUUGUAUGGAGUUGAAUGGUCUUGCUGUAAGACUGCAAGAAGACUGCGAUCCUCUUUCAUGUACGCAAAUGACAGCAACUGAACAAUGGAUAUUUUUAUGUGCUGCCCACAAAACACCUAAGGAAUGCCCUGCUAUCGAUUACACACGACAUACUCUUGACGGUGCUGCCUGCCUGCUCAAUAGCAAUAAAUAUUUCCCGAGUCGGGUCAGUAUCAAAGAAUCAUCAGUCGCUAAACUCGGAUCUGUCUGUCGCCGGGUCUACAGAAUUUUUUCUCACGCAUAUUUCCAUCAUCUCACGAUAUUCGAUCCCUUUGAACACGAAACUUAUCUAUGCCGAAGGUUCACUGCUUUCGUAACUAAAUAUAAACUUAUGUCAAAAGAUAAUCUUAUUGUUCCCAUAUUAAAAGAAGACGGAUCUACGGAAAGUGAAGCAUAGGAUUCAGCUGUACAAAGAAUUUGUAAUAAUAACAAUUGUCAGAUUUGAUUUAUUGUUUCUUUGAUAUAUUUAUUUAUCAAUGGAAUACUAAACCUUAUAUAUAUUUAAUUUCCAUUGGAAAAAUUUUAGUAGAAAAUUUAAAAAGAUUUUUAAAAAAUUUUUUAAUACUAUUUUUAUAUUGACGUGCGUUUGCUGCCAGAAUCAGGUGACAUUUUUUUAAAAUUCUAUACAAAUAUGACAUGAUACUGAAGUUAGCAGACGUCUAAUAAUUUUUGGAUUUUUUUUUAGACGAUAAACCAGAAGAAAAAAAAUAUUUGAAAAAAUUGCACCUGUAGUUUUUUAAAUUUUCUACAUGUGCAUAUUUUUAGUUUUUUUUUUUUCUUCGAAUUUAAUUGUUCAAAAAAAAAUCCAAAAAUUUUGAAUUGUCUGCUAACUUCAGAAUAAAUAUGACGUGGAAUGAUUUUUUUAUUGACUGCAAUAAAAUAUAAGAUAACAGUCAUAAUAAAAUUAACAAAAACGUUUAAAAAUUAGCGGCAAAUUACCUGCAGAUUAACCCGAUCUUGUAUGACGAUCAAAUUAAUUGCAAAAAAAAACCUUUGUAAUAUAACAUGACAUAUUUAUAUAAAAUUUUUAAAAAAAUUCUGCUGUUUAAUGCGAGCGAUUAUACGCCGAUAUAAAAAUUGUAUAGAAAAAAAUUAAAAGACAGUUUAAAUUUCUACUUAAAUUUAUAUAAAUAUUUAUGUUUUAAUUUAAAAAAAUUUUCGUCAAUUACGAAUUUAAAUUAUGGACAAAAAAUUCGUCCGAAUUUAAAUUUAAAAACCCAGUGAUGUAAAACUAGAUAUUGAUGCGACCAAAAAAGUAAUUGACAAUUUUAUUGAUUAAAAAAUUAUAUAAAUAAUUAAAUUAAUUAAUUAAUUAAAGUUUAGUAUUCCUUGGAAAACAAAAAAAAAACAAGUAAAUCUUCAAAGACUUGUAAAGUCACACAUAGACAUUUGAAUUCAUUUAUAAUUUAAAAUUUUCGCGGUUAAAUUAUAAAAUACGCGGUAAUUUUUAUUUUAUAUAUUAUUUGAAUAUCAAUAAUUAUUGUAUUAUUAUUAUUAUUAUUAUUAUUAUUAUUAUUAUUAUUAUUAUUAUUAUUAUUAUUAAUAUUAUUGAUUAAUUAAUGAAUUACUGAACAAAUGCAUCUAACGAAGGCUUAUAAAAUGUCUGACUGAUGAAAAAUACAAUUAAAAGGUAUGAGACUAUAAUUUAUAACAGUAUAUAUAUAAACAUAUUUAUUGAUAUUAAUAAUUAUUAAAUUUCACUCUAAAUACUCAUACAUACUUUUUAUAUCGAGUCUAAAUUAAAAUAUUAAUUAAUAAUUUUUGUUUGUAAAACGGAUUCGAAAUAAAAAAAAAAUUUUUAAUUAAUUGAAUCAAUAAUAAAUUUUAAUAUGAUUAAUUAAUAAAUAAAGUGAAUGUGCAUUUGAUUUUUUAAUGAGCUUUAAUUGUUGGAGGAACUCAAAUGUUAAAAUUUUAUAAAUGGAAUUUUAAAUAAUCAGUAAUUUGUGAACUUAAGAUAAAAAAUAAGACAAUUUAUUGAAGGCAUUUUGAGACAGUGCUCCGCAGUUUUUUAAAAUUUUCAAUGACUCAACUGUCGUCUGUAUUUAAAUUUUUUAAUUAAAAAAAAAUUACAAUUGUAAUCAAUUAGGAGUUCAACGAAAUUUUUAAGUAAAUUGUAGUCUACAAAAUUUGACAUUUUGAAUUAUAAUUUGACAGAAAAAAAAAUCUUGAGUCAAAAAAAUAUUUUUGGACAAACGUUUUUUAAAUCGUCAAGAUUUUCUUGAUCAAAGAUUUUUACAUCUGAGAAAUUUGAAGUUUUCAAAAAAAUUUCUUGAGUCAAAAAUAUUUACUUGUAGUCGAGCUUUUUUUUCUGUACACGAUUUCACUGAAAUUUAUUUUCCAAAUUUCCUUUAACUCCUGAUUGAUAACAAAUGUAAUUUUUUUUCAAAUUUUCACCCGCGAAAUCGUCCAUUAUUUAAAUUAAUGCUUUAAUUUUUUUUUAUUAAUUAAAAAAAUUUGAAUGCUUAUGACAGUUCAGGGUCAUUGAGUUUUUUAAAAAACUGGGGGAUAGUGACUGGGAAUUCCCUUGAUAAUUAAUUAAGAGUAUGAUUAAAUAAUAAAUUAUAAUUAAGUAUAUGAAUAACAGAUGAGUAAGAAAACUUGUAUGACUUAGAUGAAAUAAUAAUAAUUAAUAAAAUGUUAUAAUACAAACCAAGUAUUUAUCCAUUGUAGUCAUAAACUAUUUAAUUGUUCUCUUAUAACGUCAGUUUAUAUUCAAUUAUUUUUUUUUUAAAUAUCAAUAUUAUUUAUUAUUAUUUUAAUUUAAAUUUACGCGGCACUAUUUCAAAUUUAAUCGAUGGCAACAAUUAUCGACUUGCUAAGCAAUAUGAUAGUGUCUGAUAUUUCACUGCCGAUAAAUUUCGAGUGAUUUUUUUCCGUUUAAACUUUAAUUAUUUUCACAAGAAAUCAACUGUCAUUUAAAAUUUUGAUUUUUUUUAUCAGUGUAAAUAGACUUUGUAAAUAAAAAUAGCUGACUACUGACGAGAAUAAUAAGAGUGGAUUGAGAACAAAUGCUAAAUAAGCUGAAAUAUGUUAUAAAAAUUUUAUCUAGUGUAAUUAUUUCAAUUAUGUACUCAUAUUAAAUAAAAUAAAUAAAGUUUUUACGAAAUCCUCAAGUUUUUUUUA